ACAUCGGCACUCUCUCUCUCCCCCCUCUCUCUCUCUCAUCGCUUUCUCUCUCUUCUGCAGAUCCCUGAGGCCGUGCCCUCGGCCGAGUCGCCGAUCUCACGGAGGAAAGCCCUAAUUUUGGCUAGUUCGAGGGUAAAUCUUCGAUUGCUCGAAAUCUCGUUGAUAGUUGAGAAGCGGGUUGCUUGGAGGUUUUUUGUACCUGGAUUGGAUUGGAUGAUUAGAGUGGUAUAGGAGGAAAGGUUUUUGGUUACAUCAUGGGGAGUAGUGAAGUGGAUAAGUCCUCCAGGGAGGGGAAAGAAUCGAAAGAGCCAAAAACACCUACAGCACAGGAGCAAACUUCAGCUGCUACUGGUGCCAUGGCUCCUGAUUGGUCUGGAUUUCAGGCAUAUUCUCCUAUGCCGCCACCUGGAUUCAUGGCAUCAAGUCCACAGACGCAUCCUUAUAUGUGGGGGCAAUUUAUUCCUCCCUAUGGCACACCACCACCACAUCCAUAUGUUGCAAUGUAUCCCCAUGGGGUAUAUGCGCAUCCAUCAAUGGGUUCUUAUCCUUUCAGCCCUUUUGCCAUGCCUUCUCCUUCUAGUGGUAUUGCUGAAGCAUCGAGUAACACUCCUGGUGUGGAUUUGGAUGGCAAGCCAUCGGAGGCAAAGGGAAAACUGCCAAUUAAACGAUCCAGGGGAAGUUUGGGCAGUUUAAAUAUGAUUACCGGGAAGAAUAAUGAACCUGGCAAAACAUCAGACACCACUGCAAACGGUGUGCAUUCUAAAAGUGCUGGGAGUGGGAGUGAAGGCUCAAGCGAAGGAAGUGAUACGAAUUCUCAAACUGAAUCCCAAGGAAAGACUGGUGGCCAGCAUGAUUCAGAAGAACCAGCUCAGAAUGGCAGCACUGCUCAUAGUGCUCAAAGUGGUGCACCGAAUACUCCUAAUGUCGUAGCAGGUCAAACUAUGACUGUUAUGCCGAUGCCAGCAGUGGGUGCAAUGAGUGGUCCUCCUGGUCCCACUACUAACUUAAAUAUCGGAAUGGAUUAUUGGAGUGCUGCUGCACCUUCUCCUGCCAUCCCUACAAUGCGGGGAAAGGUGCAGCAACCUGCCGCAGUUGCUGGAGGAGUUGUUGCUACUACUGGUUCACGAGACAGCGCGCAGCCACAACACUGGAUUCAGGAUGAAAGGGAGCUGAAAAGACAGCGGAGAAAGCAAUCAAACCGGGAAUCUGCUCGCCGGUCCAGAUUGCGCAAGCAGGCUGAGUGCGAUGAACUGGCUAAACGCGCUGAUACUCUGAAAGAGGAAAAUGCAUCUCUCAGGGCAGAAUUGGAACGUGCAAAGAGUGAAUACGAACAACUUCGCGCUGAGCACGCAUCUUUGCAGGAGAAACUCGGAGAACACAAUGGUCAAGAAGAUCCGAGAUCCAAUGGGGAUGAACAAGCUGAUAGCAGGAAGAGCGCACAGUGAAUCUGCGGCGUUCUUGUCACAAGACGGAAUUACAUUGCUCAACCUAACUUGUAGUGACAGGAAAACUCAGACAUUUUAUAUACUACUACUACUAUAUGUGUAGCUAAAAUUGAAAUUUAUCGACACUGACCGUCUUGUCUUAGUCUCAGGACAUGAAUGCCAUCCGUUGUUCUCUCUUCGACCAGUCUUUUGUGGUGUGAGAAUGUGGAUGGAGUGAGUUAGAGGUAGUCAGCCGAAGCCGUAUGUGCUUUGCCCCGUCUUGAUGAUUCUUGUGAAACAAUCUGUUUUUUUUUUUUUUUUUUUUUUUUAUGUGUAACAAAAUAUACUUUAGGGUGAGUUUGAUGAUGGAUAAUGUGGAGAGUUUAACAACCUUGUAUUGUUAUUUGUAAUACAGAUCCCCUGUUCGAAAACGGAUUUUAUUUGAUGUCUUUUAGCAAACUAACAAUUUACUUGAA
Molecule: messenger RNA, 1900 nt
Organism: Andrographis paniculata
Lineage: Eukaryota; Viridiplantae; Streptophyta; Magnoliopsida; Lamiales; Acanthaceae
Product: bZIP transcription factor 16-like
Exons: 14
Coding region: 255-1445 (396 amino acids)
Biological process (GO): regulation of DNA-templated transcription
Cellular component (GO): nucleus
Molecular function (GO): DNA-binding transcription factor activity; sequence-specific DNA binding
Source: RefSeq, a predicted model, not a curated record